This is a messenger RNA of Staurois parvus, 731 nucleotides long. The record is from the annotation of a GenBank genome assembly. NCBI's taxonomy places the organism in Eukaryota, Metazoa, Chordata, Amphibia, Anura, Ranidae.
AUGGUGGAGUAUUAUGAAGUGCUGGGGGUCCUAAGGAAUGCCUCCCAAGACGACAUUAAGAAAGCCUACCGAAAAUUAGCCCUAAAGUGGCAUCCAGAUAAAAAUCCUGACAAUAAAGAAGAAGCAGAAAGGAGGUUUAAAGAAGUUGCUGAGGCUUAUGAAGUGUUAUCAGAUCCCAAGAAGAGAGACAUCUAUGAUAAUAUGGGAAAGAUGGGCUAACAGGUGGAGGUGGUGGUGGUAGAACCCACUAUGACCAUCCAUUUGAAUUUGGUUUCACAUUCAGAAGCCCAGAUGAUGUCUUCAGAGAGUUCUUUGGAGGACGAGAUCCAUUUUCAUUUGAUUUAUUUGAGGAUCCUUUUGAUGACUUCUUUGGUAAUAGAAGAGGCCACAGAGGAAGCAGAAGUAGGCCUGGAGGAUCGUUUUUCUCAGCCUUCGGAGGAUUUCCAGGCUUUUCCACUGGCUUUUCUCCAUUUGAUUCAGGUUUUACUACAUCGUUUGGUUCCAUUGGACAUGGCGGCUUCACCUCAUUCUCCUCUUCGUCAUUUGGUGGUUCAGGAAUGGGCAACUUCAAAUCUGUUUCCACAUCGACCAAAAUGAUUAAUGGCCGGAAAGUUAUUACAAAAAGGAUUGUUGAGAAUGGUCAGGAACGAGUUGAAGUUGAAGAAGACGGCCAGUUAAAGUCCUUAGCAAUAAAUGGUAAGGAGCAGCUGCUACGCUUGGAUAACAAGUAA